CCAGUUGUUUUCAAAAUGCAUCCUCAUGCUCAUUGUGCUUCACCUGCAAUUCAGAUGUAAUGCAUAAUUUUCCGCGUCAUUUUGACUCCAAUGACGAGAUCGAGGAUGCCAUAGUGGAAAACAUAAACUUGGGAAAUGAUAAGAUGACCCAUUCCAUGACAGAGGGACGAAAUACGCUUUGGGAUCGUGAAUUUCCGCCUGCCCAAAGUCCCAUCUCCCAAACAAGAUUUAUUCCAAAGGAGUUCUUGGACAAGAUUAUCAACAUCCCCGAGGAAUUCAAAGACUCUUUCGGUCGCGUGAUAAAGCAAGUCAUUUCUUCUUGUGAGCGUUUUUCUAACGCGAUCACGAAUAGGUUCAAGCAUGACGGUGCCACAGAAAGACUCCUGAAGACAAUGGAGUGGGGCCAAACCCUGGUGGAUAUUUGGCAAUUUAGUUCUGGCGUACUGCCCACCAGAGAAUCACUUUGGAAGCAAGAGGAUUGGCUCGACACUCUGGUAGCCCCCUUAUUCAAGGAUGGAGCAGACCCUGAUUCCAAUUGGACCAAAGUUCGAAAUCAUCUUGGUCAGCAAGCGACAUUCAAUGCCCAAUCACUUUUGGAGAAAGGUCAAAAACGAGGUAAGAGGACCAAAACUGCAGAAGAGAUGACAUUAACCAGGGUGCAGCAAAAGAAUUUGAAGUCAUUUCUUCAAUCCAGCAAACUUAUUUUGGCCACAUUUUUUGUGGGCCAAGCUUUGGGCCUGGCCAGUCCUCAAAGUGAGUCCUUGGUCCAAAAGAAUGGGACCUUAAUUGGCGACGUGUUUGAGAAGGACGUAUUUAAGGUCCUCAAAGACGUCAAGGACAAGUAUCCGAAAUGGAUCACCAUCUUUUGCGGUUUGGAAGUGUUGGGAGUCGAGCAAUGCAGGAACGAAUUCGAUUUCCUCAUUUUUCUGGGUCAAGCACAGACAAUCAUCUACGUAGAGUGUAAAUACACUCUCCGUGACGAGAUUGCCAAGAAGAUCCAGAAGCAGUCCGCCAACGCCUUCCACUAUCUCAAGAAGCAUCUUCCAGUCAAAGAAGGCUGGGAGUUCCUGACUUGGGCUUGUUAUGAGGAGCAAACCCAAUGCUCUAUUUGCUCCAGUUGUCAACCGUUCUUGGUGACAAUAUCGACCUUGGGAACAGCUUUGGAUCAAGUAAUGAAGGGAAAUGACCUGCACACAAUAGACGAUGAAGCCCAAAGGGUUUACGAAAAUCUGGUCAAGACAUACCUUUUUCACGCUUCGACGAAUAAGCAGUUAUUCGAGAGUGACCGCGUGUCCAAGCAUCAAUUAAAAACGCUCGGUUUCCCCAGCCAAGACAUCAUAUUGUGGAAUCUGAAUCAGUUGACAGUGCUCCAGAAGGAUCCUCGUCGAAUGAUCUUGAAGAGUCAUGGCACGUUUGGCACGGGUAAAACUGAGCUUCUGAAGACCAAAAUGGCCAAAUUGGCCGAGAAGCCAAGAAAUUGUGUUGCAUUUUUGGCUGCCAGGAAAUCUGCCUUUGCCUAUACAAAUGCGUUACUCCUGACGAAAUGGCUUCAAUUCCAAUUUAGAUUACAAUCAAAUGUGAAGGCUGCAGAGCUCAAGCCUGGGCAAAAAAUUGAACAGGUUCUCAUCAAAAUGUUCCCAGAUUGCCACAAGGAUCCAAAUCAAAUCCACGUUUUUAUUGAUGAGGCUUCAAAGGAUAACCGGGAUCAAAUUUUUGAAUUCCUCGCUAGUCUUCCCAAAGAGUCAGAAAAUAUCAUUUGGAUUGUUGAUAAAGACGCAGAGGAAAUGGAAAUACCUCCGGAGCAAGAUUUUGUGAUCGAGAAAGGCUUAGUUUUGAAUUUGCGCAAUUCCGAAGACGUUCAAAACACCAUUCCUUUCAUUGCGGAAAAUCAAUCACCAUUCUUGGACUAUGAUGACGAAGAGGUUGCCCAAAGAAUGUGCGUGGAAUUGAAGAAAGAACAUGAGGCAAAGCAAAUCUUGAUCUUGGCAGAAAGCGCAAAGAUUGCACUCAAAAUAAGGGACAUCUUGGCAGGAGAAGAACUACACGUGAUGUGCUACGGAUUCCAUCAGACGGGGGAAGAUUGCUCCGACGCAGAUCUGGAUAAGUUUUGGGACGCAACAAACCAUGAGGAAAGCCAAAUUCUUGUGACAAAAGAAGAUCUAGUCGAGGGAAUUGAAAGUCAAAUGGUUCUUUUUCACGAACUUCAUGACGUUGAUGACGGAUCAACUCAUUUUCGCGCCAAAGCCAUUCUGAGAACGGGAUUUCUCAAUCAAAUUGCUCAUCCCGCACUUCAUAGGAAAUAUCAAGUGCCGAUAUUAAAAGCUGAUGAUGAAGAGUGGACUAGAAGUGUCGAAAACUUUGAUGAAUUCGAAAUUGAUCGUUACGCCAAACUGGUUCCUGGACCUGAAUGGACAAAUGUGCUCUCCUACAUUUACUAUUAUUACUCCUUGGAUGAAUUCCGCGCUGAAUAUUUGGAUAGACAUCCAAAAUUAGGAAGGAAGACAACCAUCAAGCAAUACAACGUGAUACAAGAAAAAUCAAAUAAGUCUGACAACUUCAGUUAUCCAUUACUGCUUCGGCUGCAAAUUCCGGAUGAAUGGAGAACAAGCUAUUGGAUUGAAUUGAAAGGCCAACCUGUUCCAAAAGGACAUCCUUUAGCAUCCAGGUUGGAACGUGAAGUUGUGGAUGUUGUUGAACUCGUCUUGAGUAAGCUGGUCUGGAAAUGGAGUGCCUGGGGACCCAAAAAUAAGGGCAGGAUUGCUUGGAGUGAUAUCUUGAUUGCCGAGAUUUUUCGGUCAUAUCGCCUUAACGUGGAUUUGGCUCCGUUUUUUGACUUUCACCGCUUAUUCUCGAUGUGGUCACGCAUCUGGGAAGAACUCAACCAAAAUCAACUUCAUAGGGAUAGCCGGGAAUUGGAUUCCGAAUCAUACGACCGAUUCCGCAAGGAUUUAUUGGACAAGUGCCUUAAAAUCCGGGUGACCAUGGCUCAGAGUGAUCUCCACAAGAUCAUAACGAUCUUGGCCUCGUAUGUUACCGACCCUCAAUUUGGGCAUUGGAGUCUGAUCAAGAUUCUCCUCUCAAACCUCCUGUUGAUGAACCAAAAUUUUGGCCAAGACACUCCCAAGCACCGCACUGUUCUUGGGGAAUCCUUUGGCGAUAUGGCCAGAAGCGCUCAAGUAGCUACGGAUCCAAGUAUGGAAUCUUAUUGGGAAGACAUUGUUGUGCCUGACACGACAGAUUCACAGUCACAAUCCAGAAGCUCAAGAUUGCAGCGAUACUUGAAUCAAUUCCACAAAGAAUCGGACAUUGCCAAAUUGCGUCAGCAAUUGAAAAAGACAGGCAAUUUUGAGGAUCGAGUGGCUUUGUCAAAACUUCACAUGCCGUUGGUGGACAUUCUUUGGCAAGAGUCAACAUUCGUUGUUUGGCGGAAGGUUCUCUUUAAAAACUUCCCCCAUUGUGUCCAGGAGUCUUGGUUUCAAGAACUGACCUCAUUUCAAAAACAGCUUGAAGUACGAAAAGAUGAUUUGAUUCAAGCCCGUGGUUCGAAAUCCCUGUUCAUUCAACCAAUGGAUGAGCUCGUAGAGUCAUUGGAGCAACAACAACCAAGUGACAAAACGGAAGUAGAACCAAUAUUGACUGCAGCCUUAAUUUUCCUCGUGCGGCAACCAAAUUGCAGGCAUUCAAAAUGGCUAACAACAUGGUUGGGUUGUCGACGCAUCUAUUAUUACAUGAGACAGAAAUCUUUGAAUGGGAAACGACCUAAGUGAGAUCCUUUGUAAUCCUACAAGAUCCAAGACUCUAUUUCACCAACUGUCCCGAGAAGAGAACGUGAACAUAACAACGUCAAGAGAAAGAGGAUCAUUUCUGUAUAAGCAUGUUUCCACUUUGUGGCGUUGUUAAAUACAUGUGAUUUCAUUUUAGCCAGAAGGAUCAAAUGAACGUGUGGGGUUAGAUCCUGAUUGGUCCACGAGUUUCCUUGUUGAUUGAUGUGGAUGUUUAUGUGUUUACGAGAUUGUCAGACGCUUAUUCUCACACUAUAAAUGAAGAUGUCGGUCGCUUA
Molecule: messenger RNA, 4060 nt
Organism: Tigriopus californicus
Lineage: Eukaryota; Metazoa; Arthropoda; Copepoda; Harpacticoida; Harpacticidae
Source: RefSeq, a predicted model, not a curated record